CCACCUCCCUCCCUCUCGGGCUCAGCCUCUGCCGUCCCAGGCCAGCCUCUGGACACAGGACCAGCACUCUCCCUCACCGGGCAGACGCCCCUCACCCGUCCCGCCCCGAGUGACUCACUGCUCCCCUGGCCCACAGCCACCGCUGUCUCCUGGCAGGAGGCAGGCGCAAGGUUGUGCAGAAGCCACGGGGUCUGGUGCGAGAGGGCUGCUCAGCCAGGAGGGUCUGGAGCAGCCGGACAGGCCAGCUCGCAGAGGCUGGCCUGGGGACAGCAAGGCCGGUGGCUGAGACUUACAGUGGCCAGUGGGAGCCGGCGCCUCCCCCCUCUCCUGGCUUUUAGGCCUUGUCUUUCUUCUUCCCACCAUGAAGAAGGAAGUGACCUGAGAGCCAGCAAAGACAGCCAGCCCCUGGCCGGGAGAAGACCAGGGUUGGAGGGCUGUGGCUGUGGGUCCGUCAGCCGCCGGCUCUCCCAACUAGCCAGGCAUGAAGGGCGGUGGCAGUGCCGUGUGGAGCCUUAUGUGGAAAUACUGCAUCUCCGUGAGGACCCUCAGCGUGGAGGGCGAGGCCCCCAGCAGCGAGACCGGCACGUCCCUGGACAGCCCGUCGGCCUACCAGGGCCCCCUAGCGCCUGGUUCCAGCCUGAGCCCGGACCACUACGAGCACACGUCGGUGGGAGCCUAUGGGCUGUAUGCGGGCCCGCCGGGGCAACAGCAGCGCACACGGAGGCCCAAGCUGCAGCACUCGACCUCCAUCCUGCGCAAGCAGGCCGAGGAGGAGGCCAUCAAGCGCUCGAGGUCACUCUCUGAGAGCUAUGAGCUCUCCUCGGACCUGCAGGACAAGCAGGUGGAGAUGCUAGAACGCAAGUAUGGAGGCCGCCUUGUGACCCGCCAUGCGGCCCGCACCAUCCAGACGGCCUUCCGCCAGUACCAGAUGAACAAGAACUUCGAGCGCCUGCGCAGCUCCAUGUCGGAGAACCGCAUGUCGCGCCGGAUCGUGCUGUCCAACAUGAGGAUGCAGUUCUCCUUCGAGGGUCCUGAGAAGGUGCACAGCUCCUACUUCGAGGGGAAGCAGGUCUCGGUGACGGACGACGGCUCGCAGCUGGGGGCCCUGGUGCCGUCGGAGCGCGGCGACCUCGGCGAGCCGCCCGCCCUCAAGUCUCCCGCCCCAUCCAGCGACUUCGCGGACGCCAUCACAGAGCUGGAGGACGCCUUCUCCCGGCAGGUGAAAUCGCUGGCAGAGUCCAUCGACGACGCCCUCCACUGCCGCAGCCUGCACUCGGGGGAGGCGCCAGCUGCCGACACGGGGCGGGCCCGGGAUGCCGAGCCCAAGCCGGCCCUGCACGGCGCCGACCACCACAAACUGGACGAGAUGACGGCCUCGUACAGCGACGUCACCCUGUACAUCGAUGAGGAGGAGCUGUCGCCCCCCCUGCCCCUCUCACAGGCCGGGCACCGGCCGCCCAGCGCCGAGUCGGACCCGCGGCUGCGGGCCGGGGGCGCCUCGCAGGACUACUGGGCGCUGGCCCACAAAGACGACAAGGGGGACACGGACACGAGCUGCCGGAGCACACCGUCGCUCGAGCGGCAAGAGCAGCGGCUGCGCAUGGAGCACCUCCCGCUGCUCACCAUCGAGCCGCCCAGCGACAGCUCCGUGGACCUCAGCGACCGCUCAGACCGCGGCUCGCUCAAGAGGCAGAGCGCCUACGAACGUGGCCUGGGCGGGCCACAGGGCAGCCCCAAGCACGGCCCCCUGGGCGGCCCCCCGAAGAGCCUUCCCCGGGAGGAGCCCGAGUUGCGGCCCCGGCCCCCCCGGCCUCUGGACAGCCACCUGGCCAUCAACGGCUCGGCCAACAGGCAGAGCAGGUCCGAGUCUGACUACUCGGACGGGGACAACGACAGCAUCAACAGCACGUCCAACUCCAACGACACCAUCAACUGCAGCUCUGAAUCGUCGUCCCGUGACAGCCUGCGGGAGCAGACGCUCAGCAAGCAGACCUACCACAAGGAGACCCGCAACAGCUGGGACUCCCCGGCCUUCAGCAACGAUGUCAUCCGCAAGAGGCACUAUCGCAUUGGCCUCAAUCUCUUCAACAAGAAGCCUGAGAAGGGCGUCCAGUACCUCAUCGAACGUGGCUUUGUGCCUGACACGCCAGUGGGGGUGGCCCACUUCCUGCUGCAGCGCAAGGGCCUCAGCAGGCAGAUGAUCGGCGAGUUCCUGGGCAACCGACAGAAACAGUUCAACCGAGAUGUGCUGGACUGCGUGGUAGACGAGAUGGAUUUCUCCGCCAUGGAGCUGGACGAAGCUCUCCGGAAGUUCCAGGCACACAUCCGGGUCCAAGGGGAGGCUCAGAAGGUGGAGCGGCUCAUCGAGGCGUUCAGCCAGCGAUACUGCAUCUGCAACCCUGGGGUGGUUCGGCAGUUCCGGAACCCAGACACCAUUUUCAUCCUGGCCUUUGCCAUCAUCCUGCUCAACACAGACAUGUACAGCCCCAACGUCAAACCUGAGCGGAAAAUGAAGCUGGAGGACUUCGUCAAGAACCUGCGAGGUGUGGACGAUGGUGAGGACAUUCCCCGGGAGAUGCUAAUUGGGAUCUACGAGCGCAUUCGCAAGCGGGAACUGAAAACCAACGAGGACCACGUGUCCCAGGUGCAGAAGGUGGAAAAGCUCAUCGUGGGGAAAAAGCCGAUUGGAUCCCUGCAUCACGGGCUUGGCUGUGUGCUCUCUCUGCCCCACCGGCGGCUGGUCUGCUACUGCCGGCUCUUCGAGGUUCCAGACCCAAACAAGCCCCAGAAGCUCGGGCUGCACCAGCGAGAAAUCUUCCUGUUUAACGACCUCCUGGUGGUGACCAAGAUCUUCCAGAAAAAGAAGAACUCGGUGACGUACAGCUUCCGACAGUCCUUCUCCCUGUACGGCAUGCAGGUUCUGCUCUUCGAGAACCAGUACUACCCCAAUGGCAUCCGGCUCACAUCUGCUGUCCCCGGAGCAGACAUCAAAGUGUUAAUAAACUUUAACGCUCCCAAUCCUCAAGACCGCAAGAAGUUCACCGACGACCUUCGGGAGUCCAUCGCGGAAGUGCAGGAGAUGGAGAAGCACAGGAUAGAGUCGGAGCUCGAGAAGCAGAAAGGCGUCGUGCGGCCCAGCAUGUCCCAGUGCUCCAGCCUCAAAAAGGAGUCCGGCAACGGGACGCUGAGCCGAGCCUGCCUGGAUGACAGCUACGCCAGCGGUGAGGGCCUCAAGCGCAGCGCCCUCAGCAGCUCCUUGCGGGACCUCUCCGAAGCGGGGAAGCGAGGGCGUCGCAGCAGUGCGGGAUCGCUAGAGAGCAAUGUGGAAGGGUCCAUCAUUAGCAGUCCUCACAUGCGCCGGAGAGCUACAUCAACACGAGAGUGUCCAUCUCGCCCACACCAGACUAUGCCUAACUCAUCCUCCCUCCUGGGCUCCUUAUUUGGGAGUAAGAGAGGGAAGCCCCCUCCCCAGGCCCACCCGCCCUCAGCCCCUCCCCAGCCACCCCCCCACCCACCGGGCCUGCCCCACGCGCAGCACUCUGGGGCCAGCCACCACCAGGGCCCUGCUGAGGGCCCGCCGCAGGCCCAGGUGCACGGGCACCACGCCCAGUACUGCCACGUGCAGCAGAACCCGCCCCCCUACCACCACCACCACCACUACCACCCCCCCCAGCACAUCCAGCACGCACACCAGUACCACCACGGCCCCCAUGGGGGGCACCCACCCUACGGGGCCCACGUGCACAGCCACCCACCGCUGCCCUCGGCCCACGCCGGCCACCCGGGCCACACGGGCCACGGCCACGCAGCGCACCACCACGGGCAGCCCCCCGCCCCGCCGCCCCCCACCAGCAGCAAGGCCAAACCCAGCGGCAUCAGCACAAUUGUGUAGACAGCCUGGGCGGGGUCCCAGACUGCCCCGGAACACCUGCACACCACACAGAGCCAUGCCCGGGGGCGGCCGGCCUCAGACCAGACCCAGGGCACCUCUGUUUCCACCUCUCCCCUCUGCUCCCCGCGGCCUGGAUGGAGCCCUCUGAGCCCACGGGGCUUGUGUUGCAGGGAACAAAGUUCACGAUCUCACUUAGCGUUGGUGUCCUGGGUUCCAUCCACUUGGACCCAAGGGGUGGGCCUCGGCCACCAUCAGCCUUGAAAACGGCGCCACCGGCCACGUAGAUGUUGAGCUGUCCCCCACCCCAAAGCAGCCCUCAGCUCUGCUCCCCAACUGUACAUGCAUAUGAAAACCCAGCCUAGGAAAAGAAGAAACGAGACACAAAAACCAGAGACAGAACAAAACAGAACAAAAACAAAAACAAACCAAACUUGCUGCAUUUAUUGCUCUUUUAUUGACAAUGGGCAAAAAAUUAAGUAGACCUGAUAUGGUUGAUGAAAAUACGUAAGUAAACUUUAUAUAAUAUAAAUAUAUAAAUAUAUAAAUAUAUAUAUAUAUAUACUGUAUAGGUAGUAUUUGUGUGUGAAAGGAAAUGUCUCAGUCCACAAAAUUAGCAAUAUAGACUUUCCAAGGAGCUCCACUUACCCGCUAGGAAGACAGUAUCUUACAUGAAUGUGAGAGAGUAAACCAAAAACGUAAACGCUAGGAACAAAUUCAGAUACUUCCAUAUUUUCAUAAAAAAAGAGGAGAAGUCCCUCCAGGGACUGGCUAAAAUCUUUACGCAAUCAUUACUAACUGUGCCAAGUAACAUAGCAUCUAACUGUUUAAAAAGUCCAAUAUUGCUUUGUAUAAAUCCUUAUUUUAUUAACAGAAAACUAUCAUAAGUAAUCAGUAUUAUAAACUGCUCUGUUAUUUCAGGUAAGCAAAUAGAUACAAAUGCAGGAAACUCUACAGUAGCAACUCAGGACAACUGGUUAGGAACUGGUUGUCUGAGGAUAUUGGUUCCACAGAUUCUUAGACACUUUAAUGGCUGCGAUAACUGUGAAUUUCCAUGAUCCAUAUUUCUUUUAUAUGCAUAUGAUUUAAUGCACACUCAUUCAGAGUCCUCUCAGGGGGGCACCCAUCCACGGCAGAAGUGUUCAUCUCCAACAUGAGGGCGGCCAGCUCCCAUACUCGCCUCCCCAACACCAUAACUAACUCAUCCUGUCUCCAACUGCCACAGGCACCACUCCCACCCCCACCCCCACCCCAGCGAGUUUCCACCGGGAACCGCUCCAAACCCGAAGGCUGAUUCUAGCAUGUAGCAACCCAGGGCGGUGUGUGUGUUUCCCAUUUUGUUUUCUGAGCGGUAGCCGCGAUCAUCGUGAUUCCAUGUGGCCAUGUGCUAGCACAACCCCUGUGUCCUCACCGUGGCCCCUCUGACCCCCACCUCCCGGCCGACGAGUGCCGGCCCUCGCCAGCGAAGCCCCCGCUGCCUUCUCAUGGUCCAGUUAGCUGCCAGGGCAUCACAUGACUCUCAGCUGUGCUCUUGUCGCUUCCGUGUUGUGGUGACACCAUCCGCUCCCCUGGGGCCGGGCGCCGCACGCAUCCGGUUCUGUGACUGAGUCACCCACGGGCCGUACUUUGUAGUUUCAGCCUUUCGAGCCACUGCAGCCGCCAGUGCUGUGCUCCUAAGCCGUGGGACCAGAGGACUGCCCCGCGGCCCCUGCCCCGGCGGAGAGCCCUUUCAGAAAGGGCGAAGCUAGUGCUGGACUCCGCGGGCCACAGGCUCCGCACGCCAUGGACGGCGUGGUGCGCCGUGGCCAGACGGCAGGACGACCGAGGGGAGCCCACCUGGCGGGCCGGCCGGGGGGGGGGGGGGGGGCCCGCCCGUUUCCCUCCCCACCCGCCCCUUUGUCAUAUCAUCGAGGCCACCAUACCAGCAAAUCUGCAAACCGAGCACUUUGUUAAUCUCCACAGAGAGCAAAUACAGCAAUCUAGAGUUUAGCCUUUUUUUUUUUUUUUUUUUUGGAAGAAGUGUGACUUUAACCUGCCCACCUUUAUCUUCCCAUCGUGUCGUGUUUCUCUCCCGGGCACCUGCUCGGAAGGAGGGACGUGUAUAAAGCACGGGUGCGUCUGAUCUGGUCCAGGCCAGGCUGGUGGGAGGCUCCCCGCUUCCACCGGCUCCUAGAUUCCUUGGUUUUCCUGCAGAAUCAGGCUCCCCGAGGCGUUCUCUGUCUUGCGGUUUAAAGGUUGUUGUUCUGACCAGGAGAAGUCGAAUUGUACUGCAUGCCAUCCGGCGUCAGUCGUGUGAGGCCACACUCUAUGUAUUGUGUAUUUGCAAACUAUAUCAGUGUUACUGUUGACAAAUAGUUGAAGUAAAGUGAUAACAUAUUAAAUAUGUCGGCCUUUCUUCACCCUCUGUACCGAUAGUAGAGUCUACCUGUAAACUCGAGGUUGUUCCAGAAAAGAUGCAGGCUGUUUGGCACAAGGUUGCCCUUUCUGAAGGGGUGACCACCGAUGAAAAAGGGUGGACAGCAAAGCCGAUGGGGUCGGGUUGGGGGGCGCUGUCUCCAUCGCCGUCCUUCGUGCACCACGGACCACUCAGAACCCUUACUUCCAAAACUGCCGUCCGUGUGUCCUGAAGCGUGGUCUGGUGGCCACACGGCCGGAUCUAGCGAAAGGGGGCUUCUCGAACCAAUUCCCUUUCUCCCCAUGUGUCCAACUUUGUAAAGCGUGUUGGGCUCAGGUCAGCGAGGCUUCAUCAUUCUUUGAUUUACACGCUUACCGUGGGAAGCGUCUCCAGGGAGUGUUUCCAAGGAGGCUGGAGCCACGCUGCCCGGAAUCUCGUUUGGGAAGCAAAAACUGCCGACAGAUUGCUUUCCCGCGCCCCACCCCCACCCCCUGGGUGGCGCUCUCGUGGGACUGUUCUUUCUAGACCCCAGCCUGCCACAGGGUCAGCGCUGUGGGGGCCUGCCGUCCACCCCCCACUCCGGGGAUAGGCAGCAGGACGCCGAGCAGGACGUUUGUGUCCUCCUUCCCCACCGUCGGGACACACUUGGGACCUUUCUCUCAAGUCGUGCAAAUUGUUCCAGUGAAACGGUCAUUUCCGACACGAGCAGGAGUAGAGGAAGCGGCAGGUAGCACCACAAAAAUCUUUUCUGGGACAACAAUUAAAUCAUGUGUUUGUAUUUUUUUUUAAGUUUACGAAUGAAUUGUACAACAAUGUAAAAAUAAAGUUCAUCCUAAUAUGAUGUGCACAUCUUGCUUAAAAAUGUCUUCAGUCACCCAGCGUAGAGCGAUGUUUCCAUCACGCGCUGCAUGCAGAAGCCUCUUGUUUGUCUUUAAAACGAGCUGAAAAGACAGCAGAUAUGUAAACACGACCCUAGGUGUUGACAAAGCACUCCCUGCAAAGCUGGGUCUCUACGGGUAAGCAUGCAUCUUACGGUUUCGUUGUAAAAUACCAUCACUCUUCCUGCCUGAAAACUGAGGAAUUUUGUAAAGUAUCUCCAAUAACAACAAUAAUCCAGGAAACAGAUUUCGAGACGGAUCAGUGCCAAGUGGGGGGUGGUGGAAAGGGACAGGUGGGAGGAGGGGCGUGUGCCUCUUUCUUACCCACGAAGGGGCGCACGUUAGCCUAACCGCGGUCGCAUCGAGGUCCCGCACAGGACCCGUCUCCUCUUGGGAACUGUCGUCCACCUUCUAGUUGUUUUAAACGGUUAGCAUCAGGUCUUGACUGCAGACCUUCCAAAGACUUCGAGAGACACCUCCCUCGCCAGAGGCCCGGCACCCGCUGUGUAACUUUGGGCAGGACAGGAGUGCUUUUGUUUUAACACGCGUUCUGUUUGUGAGUAGUAACAGACUCUAUUGAUGUAAAACCAUAGCUGUGAUCAUGUGGAGAAAUCAAAUAAAUCCUUUAAAACUC
This is a messenger RNA of Neofelis nebulosa (Clouded leopard), 7796 nucleotides long. RefSeq names its product IQ motif and Sec7 domain ArfGEF 1 (gene IQSEC1). The transcript is spliced from 14 exons. Gene Ontology annotation, biological process: actin cytoskeleton organization; regulation of ARF protein signal transduction. NCBI's taxonomy places the organism in Eukaryota, Metazoa, Chordata, Mammalia, Carnivora, Felidae. Bases 482 to 3892 code for a protein of 1136 amino acids. Gene Ontology annotation, molecular function: guanyl-nucleotide exchange factor activity; protein binding. The record is from RefSeq and is a predicted model, not a curated record.